This is a messenger RNA of Musca vetustissima, 1473 nucleotides long. Its product is annotated as putative inorganic phosphate cotransporter. The coding region runs from base 1 to 1473 and encodes 490 amino acids. The record is from RefSeq and is a predicted model, not a curated record. The transcript is spliced from 4 exons. NCBI's taxonomy places the organism in Eukaryota, Metazoa, Arthropoda, Insecta, Diptera, Muscidae. Gene Ontology annotation, biological process: transmembrane transport; monoatomic anion transport. Gene Ontology annotation, molecular function: transmembrane transporter activity. Gene Ontology annotation, cellular component: plasma membrane.
AUGAUUGGACGUUGCUUCUUCGAAAACGACGACGAAACGAUUGUCACCGACUUGGAGGGUCCAGCAUUUGGACAAAGGCAUGUUCAAUCGGUGUUGUUAUUUCUGGGUAUUGCCAUAAAUUAUAUGACCAAAUAUAGUGCCAGCAUAUCACUGGUGGCAAUGACAAAUGCCUCAACCACAAAUCCUAAUUUUCCGCAAUAUAAUUGGACGGAAGCUGAAAAAUCCUAUAUACUCUCCAGUUUCUUUUGGGGUUAUGUGGUGACCCAGCUUCCUGCCGGCUAUGUAUGUAAACGUUUCGGUGCCAAGGUUACAUUAUUUGCUGCAACACUGGGCUCCUCGCUGGCGGGUCUUAUAUUACCCUUCACUGUAAAAUGGGGUGAUUGGCAAAUAUUUUGUGCGGUACGUGUACUUCAGGGUCUGUUUCAAGGCUUCGAUAUAACUGCAGCCUAUGCCCACGUGGCUAAAUGGUCACCAGUGGAGGAACGUAAUCGUUUGGGAGCCAUAGUUAGUUCGGGCAUUGAAUGUGGCACAUUACUGGGCAUGUUGGUAAGUGGUCUCAUAGCCACAUCAAGUAUGGGCUGGCCAGGAAUUUCUUAUACCUCAUGUGCCUUCGGAUUAAUUUGGUGUCUUUUCUGGGAAAUAUUUGCCUCGAACACACCAAAUAAGUCAAAAUUUAUAUCUGCUGAGGAGAGAAAUUAUAUUAACACAUCAUUAAGCAAGAAACGUGCUGCGGAGAGUAAUACUUCGAAAUCAAUUCCAACACCCUGGAGAGUUCUACUAGGAUCAUCAGCUGUUUGGGCCCUAUUAUGUACCCGCUGUGCUGAAGCUUGGUGCUUUACAACAAUUCAAGCAUCAAUUCCCACCUACAUGAGUGGUGUCUUCGGCAUGAAUAUGGAAAAUAAUACCCUAUAUUCCGCCUUGCCAUUCAUUGUGCUAUGGAUAAUGUCAUACGUGUAUUUAAUACUGGCUGAUUUACUUCUCAAAUACGACGUGUUAACACUGAAAAGUUUAAGAAAAACCUUCAAUUCCAUUGCUUUUUGGAUACCAGCCAUGUGUCUUUUCGCUAUUGGAUUUUUGGAAGUUGAACAACAAAUAUUUGCUGGGGUGUUAUUAAUUGCCAUUGUAGCUCUAAAUGCUGGCAAUAUGAUUGGCAGUGGUUUGAAUGUCCUCGAUUUAGCUCCGAAUCACACUGCCAUUUUGAUGAGUUUUAUAAAUUCCGUAGCAACUAUAAUGCCAAUUUUAACACCACUUGUGGCGGGUGCUAUUGUUAGCGAUAAUUCUAAUAUCAGACAAUGGCAAAUUGUGUUUGCCAUUUGCGGUUCCGUAUAUAUUGUUACUAAUAUGAUUUAUCUGAUUUGGGGUACAACCGAUGUCCAGCCAUGGAACGAUCCAGAUUUUCAGGAAUCUAGAAAAGAUAUUCAAAGUGUUGGCAAUAUUGAUGGUCGUUCGAAGGAAAGUAAAGUGGAUGUGUGA